CGACGACGAUGGUGUCUGCCGUGACGGCGUACCUGUGCUUGAUCAUCACCCUGUUGGCCGUCGCCACCUAUGCGUUCUACGUCACGUACCUCUCGCCUGUGAACACGAUCAACGCCUACAUCAGGUAUAUUAUUUAUGUCUUCUUCCAUGGUGGUUGCCACACGGUUCAACCGUCAUCGUAACUAGUGCCAAGAAGACGCAAACUCCAUGGGCAUUGGGCUGGUGCAUGUUUGCCUCGGGCGUUGGCUCGUGGGCGUUGUACGCGUUCCCUGACACGGCGGUCCAAGUAGGCUCGUGGGGCAUCAUCGGUUACUGGCUGUCGAUUGUGCUCGGAUAUGGUGUCUUGGCCAUCGCUGGUCCCGCCAUCGCCGAAGAAUUGGGCGACGGGGUUACGUUGAGCGACUACGCUGGCAACCGCUUUGGCACGCCGCAAAAGCUGUACGUGCUGCUCAUCGCGUUGUUUUACCAGUUGAUUUCGAUUGCUGCUGAAUUGACGGCCAUCGGGGGACUCAUGGUGCUGCUCGCACCUGAUGUGAGCAAGGCGUGGGCCAUCAUUAUCGUGUCUGUCAUCACGUGUUCUUACACCCUGUUCGGCGGGAUCAAGGCCAGCAUCGCCACCGACGCCAUCAAGGGUGGGUUCGUGCUUCUCUUGGUCGUGAUCAUCUGCAUCGCUGCGUUCUCAUACACGGCGCUGCCCGUCGAUGCGUUUGCCACCACCGGCGUCGCGGCGUUCACGACCACCGGGUUCGAGGCCGUGUUCACGCUCACAAUCGCGAUCGUGUCGUCCAACUUGUUCCUCACGGGGUUCUGGCUGCGUACGUUUGCCGCCAAGAACAACGCCGACCUGCGCAAGGCGUGUGCCUACGCCGCACUGGCGGCCACCCCGUUCAUCGUGCUCUUGGGCGUGGUCGGGUUCAUGGGGUUCAUCAUGCACCCCGAAGCUCCAGUGUUUGACGGCGGGUUCUUCUUCUACAUCCUGCUCGAUAUGCCCGAAGCAUGGAGCGUUCUCGUGCUCAUCGUCGUCGCGGCCCUCGUCAGUUCCACGGCGGACACGGUCCAAACCGGCAUGAGUGCCGAAAUCCUAUCGCAUUUUCAAUCCCGGCUCUCGCUCACGACAGCGCGCCUCAUCUCCGUUGUGAUCAACAUUCCCGCGAUCUUCAUUGCACUCACCGACACGAGCGUGCUCAAGUUGUUUUUGAUCGCUGACUUGCUAUGUGCGGCGACGGUGGGCCCCAUUUUCCUGGGGAUCUGGAAGCGCACCCACCCGUGGGCCGUCUUGGCCGGUUGCGUGAGCGGGCUCGUCACGAUUUUUGUGUCAGGGUGGACUCGUGAAGGUAACUUUGUCGACGGGUUCAAGGAGUUUGUGCUCGAAGAAGGUCUGUUUACGACGCACAGCAUGGUGCUGUUCAUUCUCACGCUCGUCAUUCCCAUCGUGGUGACCGUGGGCUUGACGUUCGCGCUGCCACCUGCUCCCAAGCGCCGCACACCCCAGAACGACCACGCUGACUUGUUGGUCGAUGCUCCUGUCAACCACACCAGCGACCACCACUUCGAAGCCACCAAGUCGCCGGCCGUCGUCUAAGGUGUAUCAGCAGCUUGUGCAUAUUUCUCUGUUGAAUACACAUUCCGACGCAAAGUAUAUUGUAUAUAUAUUGUGUUGACGACAUCGAGUUAUUGGUGCAAAUGCGGCCACUGCGACUUGUUGGCGACCACGAACGACUCAAACGAGAUGGGCGGACGGCCGAGGAUGGACUCCACCGUCGACGUCACUUCGGACUCGCCCCCAGCUUCGUAGUACUUGGACAAGUUGAUGAUUUCACGGAUUUCAUCUGGGUUUUUGCCUACGAACGUCCAGUGAAACAAUAUGUUCGAGUGGGGUGCUCACUUGUACCUCGAACCCAC
Molecule: messenger RNA, 1902 nt
Organism: Aphanomyces astaci
Lineage: Eukaryota; Oomycota; Saprolegniomycetes; Saprolegniales; Verrucalvaceae
Exons: 6
Coding region: 227-1582 (451 amino acids)
Biological process (GO): transmembrane transport
Cellular component (GO): membrane
Molecular function (GO): transmembrane transporter activity
Source: RefSeq, a predicted model, not a curated record